UCCGGGCGCUGCGCGGCCGCGGGCCGGGAGCGGGGCGCGAUGGGCGCCGCCCGCGACGCGGAGCAGCAGCCGGGGCCGCCGGGCGAGGAGGGCCCGGGGGGCGCCGAGGAGCAGCCGGGCGGCACGAGCCCCUGGAACAUCAUGAUCAAGCACCGGCAGGUGCAGCGGCGCGGCCGGCGCUCGCAGAUGACCACCAGCUUCACCGACCCGGCCGUGUCCAUGGAGCUGCUGCGGGCCGUGCUGCAGCCCAGCAUCAACGAGGAGAUCCGGGGCGUCUUCAACAAGUACAUGAAGUUCUUCCAGAAGGCGGCGAUCAACGUGCGCGAUAACGUCGGGGAGGAGGUGGACCCCGAGCAGCUCAUCCAGGAGACGUGUCGGAGCUGCCUGGAGCAGGCCAAGCUGCUGUUCUCCGAUGGCAAAAAGGUUGUGCCCAGGCUGCCCCACGAGCAGGCAGGACCAAAGCGUGCCCGACAGUUGGAUGAGGAGUUGAAUCGUCGAGGAAGCCCCGUUCCCAAAAAGAGAAAGGGACGGCCUCCAGGACAGAGCCUGUCGAAUGAUCGCGGGGUCUCGGGCAUGGCUGCGUGGAAGCUCAAAGUCUCUGAGCCCGUGAGAAGGGAUGGACCAAAGUGGGAUCCAUCCCGACUGACUGAAACCACAACCUUUGUGCUGGGAUCUCGAGCAAACAAAGCUCUCGGGAUGGGAGGAACAAGAGGGCGACUCUACAUCAAGCAUCCCCACCUCUUUAAGUACGCAGCCGACCCGCAGGAUAAGCACUGGCUGGCAGAGCAGCAGCACAUGAGGGCCACUGGGGGCAAGAUGGCCUACCUGCUGCUGGAGGAGGACAUCCGCGACCUGGCUGCCAGCGACGACUACAGGGACUCUGGCGAGCUGCGGCUGGAGGAGCUGAAGCCCUUCGUCCCGCCGGCGUGGAUGACGGAGAAGAUGCAGAAGUACAUGGAGACGCUGCGCGACGGGGGGGACCCGCCGCCGCCCCCCGAGGGCCCCCCCGCGCCCUGAGGCCCCCCGGCCCCCCCCCCCCAAUAAAGCCGCUGCUUCGCACCCGC
This is a messenger RNA of Cygnus olor (mute swan), 1064 nucleotides long. It is a transcript of the gene DNTTIP1, whose product is annotated as deoxynucleotidyltransferase terminal interacting protein 1. The transcript is spliced from 13 exons. Bases 40 to 1017 code for a protein of 325 amino acids. NCBI's taxonomy places the organism in Eukaryota, Metazoa, Chordata, Aves, Anseriformes, Anatidae. The record is from RefSeq and is a predicted model, not a curated record. Gene Ontology annotation, cellular component: nucleus. Gene Ontology annotation, molecular function: nucleosome binding; DNA binding.